UUCGGAACCAAAACGGUUACCGAAUCCGAUUCCGACUUCCGACUCGGAAUCGGAGUAAUUCCGAUUCCGAUUCCGAGUUCCGAAACUUCCGACUCCGCCGGAGUAGGAAUCGGAGCGGAACCGGACGGAAUCGGAGGUUUCGGAAUUUUGCACACCCCUAGUCUUGUCUUGGUGCCUUUUCCCCUCCAUCGCAUCUUCUAUGAACAAUAUCCUUCCUGCACUGGCAUUUGCAACAGCUUGGAUUUUUGGGUUAGUUUUAAUAUCAGGAUCAUUUAUACAUGUGGUGGUUGGAGAAGUAAUGUUGAUGACUCUAAUCCAAGUACGGGAGCUCAAUUUGCCAGGGGCGAAAGAAAGAUCAGACCACCCUGCUCAAUCUGCUAGUGCAACAAAUAAGCAAGAUCUCAUGAAGGGCAAUCCACGAUGCAGACUGGUAGUUGAAGUUGAAGAGCCUGCGCAGGCUGGUAAUUGGAGGAUCCGACUUCAAUCCACAACGAAGAAACUGAAACCUGAGAGCAGAACUCUGCAACUUAAAAGCAUUGUCAUUGCACAAUGCAAAUUAAAGAAAAAUGCUUCAAAAAAAAAUUAUAUUGACCUAGUUAAACUUUUCAAAUUUGAGAUUUAUGCUACAAUAAAUAUUAGUUACUCUUUAUAUUAGGAUAGCUCCUGUACACGGGCUAAAAGAGCAUUUGAUUAUUUCUUUACCUAACACUUCUCUUUCACUUCGCUUUCCCUCGGUUUGUCCUCGCCAGAACAUAAACUUUUUUUUUCUCUUUCCCAGUUUCUUCAU
Molecule: messenger RNA, 787 nt
Organism: Carya illinoinensis
Lineage: Eukaryota; Viridiplantae; Streptophyta; Magnoliopsida; Fagales; Juglandaceae
Exons: 2
Coding region: 200-655 (151 amino acids)
Source: RefSeq, a predicted model, not a curated record